CACUUUCCACUUUCCUUUAUUCUCUCUCUCACACACAUUUUCUCACCGUCCAAACAACCCUUAAAAAAAGAAAAAGGAAAAGAAUAUGAAGUUCGGGAAGAGCCUUAGCAACCAGAUCGAGGAAACAUUACCUGAAUGGAGAGACAAGUUUCUGUCGUACAAGGAGCUUAAGAAGAGAUUGAAGCUACUAGAGCCAAAAAAAUGCGUCGGUGAUAGGCCUAAUAAACGCCAGAAAUUGGAGGACGCCGGUGAUUGCGCAGACGCUCCUAUGUCAGAGGAAGAGAUUGAUUUUAUUAAAUUGUUGGAAGAUGAGCUUGAGAAAUUCAAUUCUUUCUUUGUUGAGAAAGAGGAAGAGUAUAUCAUCAGACUGAAGGAAUUGCAAGAUAGAGUAGCAAAGGCAAAGGAUUACAAUGAGGAAAUGAUAAAAAUUCGGAAGGAGAUUGUUGAUUUUCAUGGAGAGAUGGUGUUGUUGGAGAAUUAUAGUGCCCUUAACUACACAGGAUUGGUAAAAAUACUCAAGAAGUAUGACAAAAGAACUGGUGCUCUCAUUCGCUUGCCCUUUAUCCAGAAGGUUUUGCAACAGCCCUUCUUCACCACUGACUUGCUUUACAAACUUGUGAAAGAGUGCGAGACUAUGCUUGAUCGCCUCUUCCCUAUAAUUGAUUCAUCAUCUCCAUUUGAAGCAGUGGAUGGAGAUGAAACAUUUGAUCCUUCAACUUCUGCUACCAUCAAGAGUGAUAGUAUGCUCGGAGUCCCCAGAGAACUUGCAGAGAUUGAACAUAUGGAGAGCUUAUAUAUGAAGAGCACCAUAUCAGCGUUGCGAGUAUUGAAGGAGAUCAGGAGCAAAAGCUCUACUGUUAGUGUAUUUUCAUUGCCUCCUUUGCAGAUAAGUGGGGUGGAGGAUACUUGGACAAAGGUUCCUAUUCUGGAACAGGUCGCCAAAUGAUUAGAUUUUGUGAGAAGAAAUAGGACCAGAUGCCACCUUGUUUUGUGUCAUCACUUUCUUUUUUUCUCUUCAUCAUGCAUAUUUUAUGCAUGUCUUGGAUACUAACACAGAUGUAAAAUGUUUAAUUAAAGAUGUAAUGAAAUAUAAGCACACGUUCUAGA
This is a messenger RNA of Ricinus communis (castor bean), 1107 nucleotides long. Its product is annotated as SPX domain-containing protein 1. Gene Ontology annotation, biological process: cellular response to phosphate starvation. The record is from RefSeq and is a predicted model, not a curated record. The coding region runs from base 86 to 946 and encodes 286 amino acids. The transcript is spliced from 3 exons. Lineage: Eukaryota; Viridiplantae; Streptophyta; Magnoliopsida; Malpighiales; Euphorbiaceae.